AUGGUCUUCUGCUUUUCUUGCUUCAACUUCUUCCGAACCCGAUUUAGGCUUUCAAUUUCUUCUCAAUCUGGUACAACGGUAUGUUUUUGCUUCCUUUUAAAAUGAGUGAUCGAUCAAUCCGCCUUUUGCUAAGUUUUCAGCCAUUGAAAAUGAUUUUGAAAGCUGACUAGGAAUUAUUCCAAGUUUUCAAUGAGUAAAUUGAUUCAAGUUAUAAUCUUAUCGAAAAUUUUCUGUCGGUUUUGAGAAUCUCAAAAAAAAAUCGAAGUACAACGCUCAAUCGCCCGAAUCUCAGAAGUUUUUCUUUUGAAACGUCUCUGAAAUUAGAUGUUCACUUUUUUCAGUUAUUUAGAAAAACAUUUAAAAUCCCCCCAAAAAUGAGGUCAAGAUUUUGAAAAAAAAACAUUAAAAACCUGAAAUCUAGAGGAUUUCUGUAACCAUUUUUUUCCAAGAGUUCAGAAAAAAACUUCAGCCCGGCCCAACGAAUGAACCUGAAGCUCCUUUUCUGCCAAAGCCUCGGUACGUCUUCACAAUGGACGACGCGAUGGAAGAUCCGAGUUGGGCCAUUCCAGCCGAUAUCCUCGCCAGAAGGGCCCAAGAUCGUCUGCGGGCUCUUGGCGUCGUUUCGUGA
Messenger RNA from Caenorhabditis auriculariae, 628 nucleotides. NCBI's taxonomy places the organism in Eukaryota, Metazoa, Nematoda, Chromadorea, Rhabditida, Rhabditidae. The record is from the annotation of a GenBank genome assembly.